Setaria italica (foxtail millet) is the source of this 390-nucleotide messenger RNA. RefSeq lists its product as uncharacterized. The coding region runs from base 1 to 390 and encodes 129 amino acids. Gene Ontology annotation, biological process: shoot system development; root development. The transcript is spliced from 2 exons. Lineage: Eukaryota; Viridiplantae; Streptophyta; Magnoliopsida; Poales; Poaceae. The record is from RefSeq and is a predicted model, not a curated record.
AUGUGCAAUGGUUUGAAGAGGCUUAUAAGCAUCUUCAACGGCAUUGAGGAGAUGAUGUGCACACCGAGCAACCAAGUUAGCCUCUGCCAAACCCUGCAAAGGAAGGCAGUGGAGGAAGAGCUCGAACGGUCAUUCGUCUUGCUUGACCUCUACAACAUCAUGCAGGAAAGCUUCGCCAACCUGAAGAUGACUGUACAAGAACUGCUCCUGUCUCUUAAAAGAGGAGAUGAUGCAGCUGCUCAAGUCAAGGCAUACAUCCAGCUGACCAAGAAGGCACACAAACAGUUCAAGAAGGUCUGCAAAAAGACUACUUCUGAUGAGAAGGAUUGCAAGGUGGCGAAGAGAGAAGCCUGGGUUGAGCAGCAACAAACUGCAGCUUGCCUUGCCUAA